AUGGAUCCAUUAUCUAUUUUGGGCGCCAUCGCAGCCUCCUCUCAAAUCGCCCAACAAAGCUACGAUGCCAUUAAAUUCUUGAACGAUAUCAAAACGCAAAUGCAGAAUGGUCCGAAGAAGAUUCGUGGACAAAUACAACACAUUGAGCAAUUCAUCAAUCUUCUAGCAUUGGUUAUUAAGAAUACCUCUUUACAAACCUCCGAAGUGUCUUCGGUUGUGAAAACUUGUUCUAAUUCUGCAAAAGAUAUUAAGGACAGCCUCGAAAGUUAUCUUGCUACUCCGGAUGAAGGAAGAAGAGUAAAAUUGCGAAAAGCAUUUACAGCGGUGAGAUCGGAAAAAAAGAUAUCCUCUAUGAUUGUGGAUCUCGAAAGAGAGAAGUCCUUGUUGAGUCUCCAUAUCCAAAAGAUUGAUUUAUCUCUAUUGCAAACAGUUGAUCUCAAUGCAAAAGAAAUUAAAUUGACAGUUGGCGCGGUUGCAAAUGAUGUUACGGAUGUCAAAUCUAUACUUAUAUCGAUGAAUUCUCGAUCGGAUGUUGUCGCUCCCACAGAAAACGUUAACAAAAACCACUUCAUCGUGCCAAAUCGCCGUGUUAGUGGCUUUAUUGGGCGUGAAGAUAUCCUGAACAAGAUCGGAAAGGGAUUAUCCUCUGAAUCUGAGUCUCGUGUUGUUGUCCUUCGAGGGUUAGGAGGCCAAGGUAAAACUCAAAUUGCACUUGAGUACUGCCAUCGUGCAAGAAAGAACAAUAUUCGAGCCGUAUUCUGGAUUGAUGCAACAUCCGAGAGCACGGUCAAGAAAGAUUUCAAGUCAGUACUGGAGCAUAUCAAAAGCCCAGCUGACUCAACGCAAGACGACCAAGUAGUUGCCUCCGUUUUGAACAGACUUCAGGACUGGAAUGAGCCAUGGCUAAUCAUUUUCGAUAAUCAUGACGACCCAUCAAGUUUUCAUCUGCCUGAUUUCAUACCAUCGGGGCAAGAUGGACGAAUUUUGAUCACGAGUAGACACGCAGAUACUGCUUUACUAGCUGAAAAAGAUCAUGACAUUGAGCUACAUGGGCUCCCGAAAGAUUAUGCUUGUGAUCUUCUCAUUAAACAAAGCCGGGUAAGCAAUACCGCAUCGCGCGACGACGCACACGCGAUCGUUGAUCGUUUGGGGUAUCAUGCACUAGCUAUUACACAGGCAGGAUCAUAUAUCCAAAGUCAAAAGAUUGCACUAUCCCAAUUCAUGGAUAAAUAUAAUCGCCAACGAGAAGCAAUUUUGCGGGAGACGCCACGAAUGUCACAGUAUCGACGUAAGAUUGGGGAGGCUGCGGACGAAACGGCAUUGAACGUCUUUACGACCUGGGAACUUUCUUACCAACAACUAGAGACGCUUGAUGAUGAGAAGAAAUACAAGUCAAGGAUUCUGACCUUGUUUGCUUUUCUCGACCGUCAAAAAAUAUCCCAACAAUUAUUUGAGACUUAUUGCACAACAGGCCUCUUCUCUCAGCCCGACAUACUAGAGAUCGAAGAACCUCUACUCUUGUUUGUUGAUGAAGAUAAUAAAUGGGAUGAACAAAAAUUCGUGGAUAUUUUGAAUGAUCUCUCGCGACUGUCCCUGAUCCAAAGCUGGUAUAGAGACGAGAAUGACCAUUGUCAUCUGUCUCUACACCCUUUGGUUCAGGACUGGAUUCGCAUACGCGCUUCUUCGGAACUUUGCUACGACUCCGCGGUUCUCAGCGCUUAUCUCGUGGCAACAGUUCUCGAAGAGUGCUACUCUCAUCAAACGUACAUUAUGCCCUUAUCUCUACAGCAGGAGCUCCUAUCCCAUCUUAGUUUGUAUGAAGAGGCUCAAGAGCUGAUGAUUACACUUAAGAAAGAUAAGGCGUUCAGUAGAAAUAUGUUGUAUCGAUUUUAUCUAAAUCUCACGCGGUUUUACAUUCAUAGCGGUUUAUAUAGAGAAUCUGAGAAGAUUGCUCGUCAAUGGGUGGUAGCGUGUGUAUGGGAAUAUGGACCGGCGGGCGCAGAAACUUUAAGUGCUCGUGUAUGGUUGUCAGAUGCGUUAUUAAAGCAAGAUAAUUCCGAAGAAUCGUUUCACAUAAACCGAGAGGUGCUAAAGGUCCGUAGAAAAAAAUAUGGUUCUGAAAAUCCACAUGUACUGAGAGGUACACACAACAUGGCAUGUAGUCUAGUAGAAAGAGGACAACUUGUCAGAGCCGAGAAGAUCUUCAGAAGAGUCAUCGAAGUAAGUGAAAGGAUUUUAGGACACGAUAAAAUAGAGACAAUGGCAAGUGCCUCUGCCCUUGUUCAUGUUCUCCGAAUUGCAGAGAAAUUUGCUGAAGCUGAAGCCCUUUGCCGGAAUUUGGUCCACGACUGCCAAAGAAUAUUUGGAACGAAUCAUCCUGAAACAUUUUACCAUAUAAAUGAAUUGGCCUUCAUUUUCGAAAAUCAAGGAAGACAUUCCGAAUCCCUGGCCUGCUUUGAAAGUGUUUAUGCACACAAACUAGCAACACUGGGCCCCGACAAUCCCAGAACACUCCUUUCGGAGUGUAAUUGCGUGAGUGUACGCGAGAAUCUCGAACGGCAAUCACAGAAAGAACAGAGAAAGGCCAGAAGGGGAUCAUCCGCAAGCCAACGCUCCGAUUCUGAAAGCGAUACAGAAUCUGAAGUUUCUGAGCUCGGUGAUGAAUCCUUUUUCUCCACAUACGAGCGAAAUUUACUCUGGUCAUCUGAUUCGGAUAUAGAGAAAUCUCUUUUCUUGACUUCCGAAGGAGAGGAAGGGGGGGAAAGCGGGGAAGAAUAUGAGGGAAAGGGCGCGGGUCCAACCGUUGGAACCAAAAGCGAAGCCAGUGAUAACCAAAUACCAGAGGCUCUAAAAGAUAAACGAGAAGUAAGCGAGAAACCAGUAGCGGAGGAGCAGGAGGAGAAGAUCAAGCUCGAGGCAAACGAACAUUUGAAAGAUUGA
Botrytis sinoallii is the source of this 2940-nucleotide messenger RNA. RefSeq lists its product as uncharacterized. Gene Ontology annotation, molecular function: ADP binding; protein binding. The transcript has 3 exons. The record is from RefSeq and is a predicted model, not a curated record. The coding region runs from base 1 to 2940 and encodes 979 amino acids. NCBI's taxonomy places the organism in Eukaryota, Fungi, Ascomycota, Leotiomycetes, Helotiales, Sclerotiniaceae.